AUGGACGCUGUGAAGCUGGAGAAGCCGCAACCUCCGCCGCGCAACGAGCCGGAUCUCCAGCCGGUGAAUGGGAUCGUCCAGCCGCCGGUCAUCCCGCCGCCAAAUCGUCCUGGUCGCCGGACCAACGUUCUGGAGGAUCUCAAGUCCGUGCUGAGCUGCGUCUGGCGGAGUCGCUGUUCGUAUCACUUCCGCCAUCCCGUGGAUGCCGUGACCUUGGGCGUGCCCGAUUACCACACGCUGAUCAAGCACCCGAUGGACUUGAGUACGAUCAAGAAGCGAUUGCACAACAACUACUACUGGCAGGCGGACGAGGCCCUGGAUGACUUUGAGCUGAUCUUCGAGAACUGUAUGCUCUACAAUCUGGAGGGCACCCCGGUUCAUGAGGCGGGCAAGGAGCUGCGGAACCUCUUCUACAGCCGACUGGCCUCGAUUGAUCUGAGCAAGGAGGUGGAACUGAAGCCCAAGACGGAGAAGCGCAAGAGAAGGGCUGCCGACACGGGAAUGGACUCUUCGCCCGCACCUUCGGUGGAAUCUCCCCGAGCUCCUCCCACUCAUUAUCCCGUUCACUGGCCUUUGGGUCGAUCUUCCAGACAUUUUACUACGCCCGUUUCGAGCGCAGCUCCGGUUCAAACACCCUUUCGAAACUUCGUGCCGCCCAAUCUGAUCCCAAACUAUAUACCCGGUUCCUUGGUUAAUCCUUGGUUACCAACUCCACUAAAUAAUCCCUGGGAGCUGCCUAUGGGAAAUCAUUUAACAUUGCCGCCAAAAAAACGGGCUAGUCCUCCCAUGAUCCACCGGCCAAUUGUCCUGCCACCUCCAUUGACUACUGCUCCCGUCGAGCCCAUCUAUAUGCCAUUGCCAAAGACGCCAUCUCCAUCUCCACCACCAGCUGAAGCUCCUCCAUCACCGCCUAAACCCAAACCACCUGUCGUCAUCUGUUAUAAAUCUCUGGAUCGGCUGAUCGAAAAAAGCCAUUGCGAUCAUCUGCUGAAGUCAAUGGUCAAGCGAAAACGCAAACAGUUCACAUGGGCCUUCAAUCGGGCGGAGUACUGGCGAAGGUAUUCCCAGAAUUCGGACUACGACCAUGAUCGCGAAGAGAAACUGGAUUGGAAGGUCCUCCAGGAUCGCUUGGACUCCGAUAAUUUCGAGAGCCUUGACGGCUUCGUGGGCUCGGUGCGAAAGAUGUUCCAGAAUGCAUUGCGCUGUUUUCCGGAAGAUGGAUUGGUCAAGACGUCUGUGAAGAAGUCCAACGAGAUCUUUGAGAAGAGGCUGCCCAAGUACAGGGAGCUGAUAGCCCAGGCCAAGGAGAAAGCCCGGGCAUUGGUGGCCAGCAAGAAACAAGAUAUGGAAAAAGCGGAAACCGAUAAAGGUACCGAAAAUGAUUUGGAAAAAAUCCCAGAAUAUAUCAAAAUGGAGCCUUUAAAUGGGGAACCUGAUAGUAAAAAUGAAACGGUAAAAUAUCCUAGUUUAGAAAGAAGUCCAGUUCACGGCGAUGUGAAAGCCCCUGUGGAUAUAUAAAGU
Molecule: messenger RNA, 1521 nt
Organism: Drosophila takahashii
Lineage: Eukaryota; Metazoa; Arthropoda; Insecta; Diptera; Drosophilidae
Gene: tbrd-1
Product: testis-specifically expressed bromodomain containing protein-1
Biological process (GO): chromatin remodeling; regulation of DNA-templated transcription
Cellular component (GO): chromatin; nucleus
Source: RefSeq, a predicted model, not a curated record